Molecule: messenger RNA, 1690 nt
Organism: Morus notabilis
Lineage: Eukaryota; Viridiplantae; Streptophyta; Magnoliopsida; Rosales; Moraceae
Product: peptidyl-prolyl cis-trans isomerase CYP37, chloroplastic
Exons: 13
Coding region: 121-1506 (461 amino acids)
Biological process (GO): protein peptidyl-prolyl isomerization
Molecular function (GO): peptidyl-prolyl cis-trans isomerase activity
Source: RefSeq, a predicted model, not a curated record
GAAAAAUGCAUCUCUUAGUGAUAGAAGUUGGUAGAUCAAAUUAAAGAUUAGUUUGGAUAGGCCUUUGCUCUAUAUGGAUGAGGCGCGCCAAAACCUCCUCGCAACUGCCAACGUCGACUCAUGGCCUUCCCUUUAUCCUCCGCCAUUUUCUCCCAUAACAUCUCUCUCAAUGUCUUCUUCACUCCUUCUCCUCGGAGGCCAACUUCAAUGCCGACCCGUCUUAUGUUUUGCUUCAAUCAAACGCCUAGAAAAGACCCACAAAGAUCAGGCCGUCUCAGAAUUCCUUGCACCUUCGGAAAGGAUCUUCACAAGGAACUGGCAAACCAACAUGAUGUUCCUCUCAACACAUCAACUAACAGGCAUAACAAGAAACUUGAGAAACUGAUUGCUGUGAUACUAUUGCUUGUUCAAGCAUCUUCUCCGCUUCCGUUUCUUGGUUGGGGCUCUUGGUAUGCACCUCCCGCAAACGCGGUUCUAUAUUCUCCUGAUACCAAAGUUCCAAGAACAGGAGAAUUAGCACUGAGGAGGGCUAUCCCUGCAAACACAAACAUGAAAUCUAUACAGGAUUCUCUUGAGGACAUAUCAUACUUGUUAAGAAUUCCACAAAGAAAGCCUUAUGGAACCAUGGAAGGCAAUGUGAAGAAAGCUUUAAAGAUUGCAAUAGAUGAAAAGGAUUCUAUUUUAGCUAGUAUACCUGCAGAUCUGAAGGAAAAGGGUUCAACAUUGUAUGCAUCUCUUAUUGAUGGAAAGGGAUUAAAAGCUCUUAUUGCUUCCAUCAAGGAUCAGGAUCCUGAUAAAGUAUCUGUCGGCCUUGCAUCUUCACUGGAUACGGUUGCUGAACUGGAGCUGUUACAGGCUCCGGGAUUGUCAUUUCUGUUGCCCGAGCUAUACUUGAAAUACCCCAGGCUAUCAGGGAGGGGAAUAGUUGAAUUUACUGUUGAGAAAGGAGACGGUUCGUCAUUUUCUCCAGAAUCUGGUGGUGAACCCAGAAAGACUGCCACAAUACAGGUUGUCAUAGACGGAUAUUCAGCGCCCUUAACAGCAGGGAAUUUCACAAAACUGGUAAUUGAUGGUGCGUAUAAUGGAACAAAGCUCAACUGCACUGACCAAGCCAUUCUCUCAGACAAUGGACUUGACAAGAACAAGGGUUAUAGUGUUCCCUUAGAAAUAAUGCCAUUCGGGCAGUUUGAACCUUUGUAUAAAACAACAUUGAGUGUACAGGAUGGUGAAUUGCCAGUUCUACCCCUAUCGGUAUAUGGAGCAGUUGUCAUGGCUCAUAGUGAAGUCUCUGAGGAGUACUCAUCACCAAAUCAGUUUUUCUUUUAUCUAUACGAUAAAAGAAAUGCUGGCUUGGGAGGAUUGUCGUUUGAUGAAGGACAGUUUUCUGUUUUUGGAUAUACAACUGUAGGGAGAGAUAUUCUCCCACAGAUAAAGACAGGAGAUGUGAUCAAAUCCGCGAAGCUCGUGGAAGGGGAAGAUCGCCUCAUUUUGCCCAUUGAGAGUUGAUUAUUUUCUCUUGUUAAAUUAGGACCACAAUCUCAUUCUUUGUAUUUGUUUAAGUUUUAGAUUCUAGCAGCCUGAUUUUCUUGGUGCAGGUUGUGUUUCAUGUUUGUGUGCCAUUUUUCUUGUUGGAAUUUUUGUGCUUCUACAAGUCUCUUUCACCAUAUAAUAAGCUUAGCGUAUCACAAUU